Molecule: messenger RNA, 1105 nt
Organism: Sycon ciliatum
Lineage: Eukaryota; Metazoa; Porifera; Calcarea; Leucosolenida; Sycettidae
Product: peptidyl-prolyl cis-trans isomerase NIMA-interacting 4-like
Exons: 3
Coding region: 96-530 (144 amino acids)
Biological process (GO): rRNA processing
Cellular component (GO): nucleus
Molecular function (GO): peptidyl-prolyl cis-trans isomerase activity; DNA binding
Source: RefSeq, a predicted model, not a curated record
GACUCGACUGUACUGAGCUCAUGAGACAUCUCGUGACUUUCAAAACAAUAUCAAGCUACAUGUAGCUGUUGUAGUUGGUUGCUGUGUUCAUCAAGAUGCCGAAGGGGAAAGGCAGUGGUGGAGCCAGUGGAGGAGGUGCUAAAGGUGGUGGUGGUGCUAAGGGUGGCGGUGGAAAAGGUGGCAAAGGCAAGGGAGGCGCAUCCGCUGAUGCCGAUGAUGGAAAAAAAUCCGCUGCUGGAAAUGCUGUGAAGGUCCGACACAUCCUGUGUGAGAAACACUCCAAGUGCAUGGAAGCAAUGGCGAAGCUGCGCGAGGGCAUGAAGUUCAACGAGGUCGCGGCGCAGUUCAGCGAAGACAAGGCGAGAUCGGGUGGUGAUCUCGGUUGGAUGACACGUGGUUCCAUGGUUGGCCCAUUCCAGGAAGCUGCAUUUCAGCUAUCACCCAGCACAACAUCCAACCCUUCGUACACCGACCCACCUGUCAAGACCAAGUUCGGCUAUCACAUUAUCAUGAUCGAGGGCAAGAGAUGACAUACUCAAGAUGCGUGCGUGUGUGUGUGUGUGUGUGUGUGUGUGUGUGUGUGUGUGUGUGUGUGUAUGUGUGCAUAUGCGUGCUUUAGUGAAUUACCUGCUUUUCUGUGGUUGCUGGUCGACUGUGAUCUGUAUUAUUUCUACCUUUCAGCACUCAGUCCUCUCUUUAACUCUCUGUCCAAACAUUGAAGGACAUCACAUAGGGGCAUUAAGCGGCUUAUAUCUAAUCUUACUGCGGGCAAUGUCAGUCCGCUAGGAAUAUUCAUCUGGAGCCAUGAUGUGGUCAUUUUGCACAUGACUCUUUCCCAUCGUGUUCCAUACGCUUUCUCAGUGAGUGCUUGUUGGAAUUGUAGAUGCAUUUCUCUCUUUUUCCGUGCCCCAUGCUGUGCACGCCGGUACACAUAUCUUGGUUAAUGGCCUGGGCCUGCUAGUACUUCACGGAGCUCACUCUCGAUGGUACCGUCAAUUUACUCGGAAGUAGUACUUGUAUAGUCCUGCUCGUGAUUUUGUAUACCGGUAGUCACUAUCCAUGGCUUGAAGCAUAUGCUUGUGACAUUCAGAUUUCUUUGAGCAGG